AAAAAGGAAAAUAGAGAGAAGAAGCAAAAGCCGCAGCGAAGGGAACGAUUCUUCUAAUUAUUACUUGCGUUUUACGCAUUUCUUUGUUUUGUUUCCUUCUGAAAAUAAACAUACUGUAAAUUCCCACAAUUCCACCAACGCCUAGGGGGGAAGAAAAUGUCGGGGAAGAGUGUAAAUAAUAUGGUGCAGGAUAAUGUGAGCAAGCCUCGCUUCUGCAAGUCUUUGUCUUUGGGAGAAACUUGGACUUCUAAACCCAUGAGGAUUAUUCCGGAAGAGUUUGUGAGAAGCGCGCCAGGAGCUUUUGAACACAGAGUGGUGUUCAGUGUUCGUUGGGGCAAUUCCUGGCAACUCUGGCUCCAGCGAGACAAGAACGGAGGUCUGUUUAUGGAAGAAGAAGAUUGGGAUGAGUUCGUGAAUGAUAACUUCUUAGCUCCAAAUGAUGUCUUGCUCUUCACACACGUCGACACCAUGUUCAUUGAAGUGCGAAUCUAUAAACAAGACUCGCACCACUUGAAAGAGAUCACCUCAGCACCUCUCCAAGCUCAAGUGGUUACCCCCAUUCCUCAGAACUCUCCAUUGGAAUCUCCUUCCUCUGCACCUGCAUCUGCAAGUGGAGCGAGACAGGUCGAUGAUCUUGUCAGAAAUCCUGAGCAGUACCUCUCAAAUCCGAGUAACCCUUUCUUUGUGAAGACGCUUGGUAAAAAGAAUGAUGUUCUGUAUGUGAGCCAUCUGGUGACGGCGAAGUAUGGUUUGCAGUUUGGUCCCCAUGAUUCUCCCAUGUUUUACCUUCUUCCCAACGAAAAAAUCGAGGCAGCCACUAAGAUCUACGGAGGUUGCCCUUGCUUCAGUGGCUUGGCUGCUGUAUGUCGCAAGUACAAGCUGAAGCAAGGAGACACUGUCGUUUUCGAACUCGAACGCUCGAGAGGAGUGGUUACCGCCGUUAGACUGCAUUUCCGCAACGAGUAAAGCAGAUUUGAGUCCUCUCCACUCUCCUAAGUUAGCCUAGUGGUUAAUUACUCUUGUGGUAAGUUUCUCAUAAUAUGCUAUGUUGAAGCUAAAACUUCUUAUUUCUCUUUUGCAACAUGGAUAAUUACUAUAGGAUAAGUU
Raphanus sativus (radish) is the source of this 1107-nucleotide messenger RNA. Its product is annotated as B3 domain-containing protein At5g25470. Gene Ontology annotation, molecular function: DNA binding. NCBI's taxonomy places the organism in Eukaryota, Viridiplantae, Streptophyta, Magnoliopsida, Brassicales, Brassicaceae. The transcript is spliced from 5 exons. The coding region runs from base 157 to 966 and encodes 269 amino acids. The record is from RefSeq and is a predicted model, not a curated record.